Messenger RNA from Gastrolobium bilobum, 378 nucleotides. RefSeq lists its product as uncharacterized. The coding region runs from base 1 to 378 and encodes 125 amino acids. The record is from RefSeq and is a predicted model, not a curated record. NCBI's taxonomy places the organism in Eukaryota, Viridiplantae, Streptophyta, Magnoliopsida, Fabales, Fabaceae. The transcript is spliced from 2 exons.
AUGGGGCCAGACUUGGCCCAAGAGACCACAGAGCAGAUUGAGAUGAUUAGAGAUAGGCUGAAGAAAGCCCAAAGCCGUCAGAAGAGUUGCUACGAUGCCAAGCACAGACCCCUCGAGUUUUUUGAAGGGGAUCAUAUAAUCAAGAGGGUCAGACUGGUGGCGUAUCAACUUGCUUUACCUCCCAACUUAGCGAAUCUACAUGACGUCUUCCAUGUUAGUCAGCUCCGCAGAUAUAUAUCCGAUGAUUCACACAUUGUACAACCUGAUGACAUAGAUGUUAACAAGGAUUUGAAGUUCGUUGUUGGACCUUCUAAGGUUGUUGCUCGAGAUGAGAAAUGGCUCCGAAAUAGAGUUACUCAUGUGACUUACCUUGAUUGA